CAUCGACCCUUCGGUUAAAACGCUACUUAUUCCGAUGUGAUUUUUUUAAUCCAGGACGGUCACACAAACAAGGUCACAACGAGGCUAGUGCUGGGUCUGGGUCGCUGUCUGUGGGUGUCGUGCUGCAGGAUGAGGUGGCACAAGAAGUUUAAGGUCUUGCGGUGCUACAUACUCAUCCUGGGCUGGCUGGGGAUCCUGCUCCUGUUCUUGUCAUACUGGCGAGUGGAGUCGGACUCGGCACACCCACCUCCCCCACUUGUGGUCAACACGGGGAUGCAACCGGUGUCAGGCCAGGUCUUGCAACAGGACAAGCCACGCAGUAAGAAGCUACGACACCAAUGCAAUCCUCCCGACCGUAUACAGCGACAUCAAGAAGGUGUCUUGCCAUCACAGUAUGAGCUGAUUGGGGUACUAAUUGCCUUCCGCCAUGGGGAUCGUGGGCCUCUGCUGCCGGUAAGCAAUCUGUCAAGCAUAAACUGUGGUCACAAGAGCUAUGGGACACCUCUGUACAAGAAGUAUGUUAGUGAUAUACUCAACACGUCUAAGACAAAUACCUAUAUCAAUUUUGUAGGACCCUUCAUGAAGUACCCUUUACUUCCCCCUCCUUCGAAGUGCAAUAUAGGACACUUAACGCCCCAGGGUGUUGCCCAGCACCUGCAACUAGGGAAAGCACUGAAGGAAGUUUACUUUGAUGAAUUAAAUCUAAUUGGCAGCAAGCAAGAACUUGAUGAUAUCAUUGUAUACAGCACAAAGUACAGGCGCACAUUCCAGAGCCUUCUGGCUUUUCUUUAUGCCUUCCUUCCUGGCUUCAAUAUUUCCAAAAUCCGUAUUCGGGAUGGAAAGGGAGUGAGCUUCUGUGAGAAUGAGUGCCGCUGCGACAAGAUUGACUUCUACGAUCAGAAAUAUGAGCAAGAGCGCCGGGAUUACCGCAAAUCGCACCCGGGGGUCAUGGAUUUAGUUCGCAGACUUAGUCCCCUCAUUAAGGCUAGUCCUACGGCAGAUGAUAUCACUAAUCCUCUGGUAAUGCAAGAUGCCCUUCUCUCGUAUGUCUGUCAUGGAGCUUCCCUGCCUUGUAAUGAAGGCAAGUGUGUCAGGGUAGAGGAGGUCACAAGUCUGAUAUCCUACGCAGACUGGGAAGGCAAGCAAAAACGCACAUCUGCCCAACGCAAGGCUGCAAAAUUAAAGUCAUAUGGAAUGCUGAAAAAUAUUAUGGUGUCUAUAGAUGGAAUGAUAGGUGAGGGCAGGCCACGUGCCGUAGUGUAUUCGGGCCAUGACAAGACCCUCAAAUACCUCUUGGACAGCCUCUCCAUCCCCAACUAUCCGCUGCCACACUACGCCUCUCGGCUUAUUCUGGAAGUGUACCACAACACCACCAAUUCACAGGAUACGCACCAGCGAAGUAAUUAUUUCUUUAGAGUCGUAUAUAAUGGAAAGGACAUAACGAAGCUGAUCCCCUUCUGUGGCACUAUCACACUAAAACAAUUAAAGUUCGGUGGUGUGAAGAGAGGCAGCAUCAACCUGUGCAGUCUUGGAAGUCUAGAGAAUUACCUGAAGCCACAGGUGUACUUCAAGGAAUUUAAUGCAGCCUCAUUCAAAGCAGCCUGCAGGAAGUAGCGCAGGAAAGGGUCAGAAUGAUGGUUGACUUUUAAGUAGGAAUAGCCCCCUGUCAUGAGAUUCGGUUAUACAAAGUUUGUUACAAGCUCAUAAAGGUGUAACAGUUCUUCUACAUAUGCAACUCUAGUCUUGGAUUUUAGUCAUGCAGUAUUUAUGUAAGUAUUAGUAUAUAUUUUCUGUACUAUUGUAUUCUAUUGUACUGUAUUAGUACUGGUAUAUUGUUAAAUUAUUUGUUGUAGAUUCUGUGAUUGCACAUAUAAAUUAUUACACAUUUCCUUAUUGUUCAGGUGCCUCAUUGAAUGUGAUUAAUCAACUCUUAGCGUAUUUAAACACUUCAGCUUAGAAUUCUAUACUCUAGACGACAUCAUGAAUCUCUUCAAUAUUAUUUUGUGCAUAGGUAGGAAGCCCACCUGUUAGUAUUGAUGAUAAAAGGCCCACAUCUUCAGUCUGGUGAUUGUAGCUAACUUUUUUUCUCUUGCAUAUGGACUUCUCUGCAAAGUCCUGUGUAGUCACACAAUUCUGAUAGUUUGUAAGUGAGACAUUUAUGAGAAUAUGUAGAUCAAUUUAAUGAUAAGAUGAAAUUGACAAUAAAGAUAAAUGUAUGUGAUUCUUAAAGGUAGUUGUAUGUGGUGUUUGUUUUGUAAAUGAAAUAGCUAUUGUGCCUGGUAGAAGUGCUAAUAACACGGAAUAAGUUAUGUAAGUAUUAUUCGUAGUCUCUUGUAUUUUUUGGAUGUAGUUACAACGACAGUGAGAAGAAGAAGAGGGAGGCUUUCACUCGGCACAAACACAAAGUAAUGAAGUUUCUUUGUUCAUCUGUGCCAGGGAUUCAACACAGAAGCUUUUCCAGUGAUUUUCCUUGUAAUGUAGUGCUUUAUCACUUGGCUCUCUUUCACUCAUUUAUUCUGUAACAUGUGUGCUGUUGUGCUCACUGGCAGAUUGUUAGAACUAUAAACAAACAAACAAACAAAAAGAAAUGUUCUGCACGAGUUGGUAAGGUUCAUUUGCUCAACUGGACAUAUCACGUAACCAGUAAGUGGGUUUUACAGUCAUAGAUAACCCAGAAAAAUACUGCAGUUGCAUUUAUGAAAUCUCUGAAUGCCAUUGGAGCUGCAGAAAUCUCUGAAUGCCAUUGGAGCUGCAGGCACUAAUGGAAAUUCCAGUGUAAUGAGCAUGAAAGAAAGACCUUGAGAGCAAACAUUGAAGAACCAUCAGUACAAUGAGCAAAUGGUAUACUGUUUUAUUAUGAAUGUUAGAGUAGUGAGGAAGGGGUAGACUGUAUACAUAUCAGAAUAGUGAGGUAAGGUAAUAUAGAUAAUGUACUGGAGUAAUAUGUAUAUGUGUAUGUAAACACACUCAUGUUAAGAUGUGCACAUUAAGAUUGGGUUUAGACAAACUGAUGCCCAAAGCACAGCUCAUGAAUGGUGCCCCCUCCAGAAAAGCUACAGAGUGAAACCUUCUUCACAGGAAAAAUACACAUGUGAACAAACAAGAGAAAACAUUCACUCAACUAUUUUAUACAACCCAUAAGAUUAUAAACUAGUCACAUAUGGUUCACAAAAAAUCCACUUCAAGUUGUCUCUUAUGACUAUGCAUAACAGAAGGGAGGAAUUGAAGAAAUAUAUCAUCUCAGUGGUUAAAUGCUAUUGCAUGCAAACACCUUUUAUUGUAUGAACAAUUGGCACUAUCCUUUGUUGCAGUUUUUUGAAGACCAGUGAUUUUGAGCUUCAAAAAAAAAAAAAAAAAAUUACAUCUUUGUUAAAUCUUAGUAUGUGUUUGCAUUAGCAAAAGAAAUAGUAUGGUAAUGAGCUUAACCCAUUGCCUCCAGGUACAUGUAAUGUCCUAUGUAGUUUCGUUAUGUAAAUUUUGUUUACACAUAUGACUCUGUAAGCAUGUAGUCUUGAAAGAGUCAUUUAGUAGGCCUAACUAAUCUUACCUGAUUUCCCCAUUCCUUGAUUUUUUGGGAAAUAUGGUUGUUUCCAAUGCUGUUAAUACUAAUAGCAUUAAAAAAAAAAAAAAAAAAAAAAAA
Penaeus indicus is the source of this 3640-nucleotide messenger RNA. RefSeq names its product 2-phosphoxylose phosphatase 1-like. The coding region runs from base 130 to 1614 and encodes 494 amino acids. Gene Ontology annotation, molecular function: phosphatase activity. The transcript is spliced from 4 exons. The record is from RefSeq and is a predicted model, not a curated record. Gene Ontology annotation, biological process: chondroitin sulfate proteoglycan biosynthetic process; glycosaminoglycan biosynthetic process; dephosphorylation. Gene Ontology annotation, cellular component: Golgi apparatus. Lineage: Eukaryota; Metazoa; Arthropoda; Malacostraca; Decapoda; Penaeidae.